AUUUUGUUGAAUGCCUUGGAACAUAAGGUUACCGAUAAAUCUGAGUUACCAGAUGAGAAGAAGAUAUGGAAGAGAUCUCUGCUGCGAAAACGACGGUGCAGCCGCCUGCAAAGAGCUUGAUAGAUGGAAAUAUAUCUGGGGCUCCGUCAGAACUUGAAGCUGAUUCAUCCAAAGACAUAAAUUGCCAAGAUGUGGAAUCUCCAGCUGCGCCUGCAUACUCUCCACUGACUCCACUUCUGACUACGCAAAAAGCCAUAGUUACGACAUGUGUUGAAUCUCCAGCUGCCCCAGUAUAUUCUCCGCUUACUCCUCUUACUACACGGAAAGAAGCUGAAAACAAUAAUUCACCAAUGCCGCCAAUGUCACCGAGUACAUUAGAGCUGUUGGAAACCCUAAACGAAGAUUUCUUUACAGUUAGGCAUGAGUAUGAUGAGUUCGCAAAAAGACGCCAAAGUAAUGGAAUUAGUAAAUGUAGUAACCUUAAAGAAGACUGAGAAUAUGACGACGAUACAGACUCUGAUUAUGUACCUGACAGUGGAGCAGAAACUGAUGCAUCGCACUCAUAUGUAAAGCAAAAAAAAGGGUAUCGCAAUCCCCGAGAGUGACAGGUCGGAGAAUGAAACUAUAACAGAGGGUUUCUUUGAAAAUCAUGUUGCUAUAGUACACGAUAAUCCAACUAGAUCUGACAGAACCACACAAAUAAUACACAAUGAAAACCCACCCAUUGUUACAAAUGCUGUUCAUAACGACAUAACGGUUGGUGAAAUAAUUAAAACGUGUCAAAGUUCUGAUCCUCAAGCUUUUCACCCUGAAGCUGAAGCUGCUUAUCCCGUUACUGUUGUUGUUGUGUACGUUACAAGAAGUUGGCUCGUGCCUUAUUAAUUUUAUUAAGAAUGAUCUGAGGGAUGGCGUGGAGAAUUUAGUUUUAUGUAGCGAUUGUUGCGGGGGACAAAAUAGGAAUAUCAAAAUAGUUCUCUUUAUUAUUUAAUUUAAUACCUCAAGACUGUCACGAGUUAUAUAAUACCCUUAAGGGAAGUAGCUCUAUCAACGAAGAUGUUGAUGGAUACGGGCCAACUCUUGAUUUUAACUUAGAUGAUGACAGAAAUUGAUAUACACGCUGAUUAUUUCGCUAUUCUUUCUAUAUUUUAUUCUUAUUUAUGGCGUUUAUACCUGAUUCCGUUAGUUUUAUGAUUGAGGUCAAUAAAUAUGUAACUUCUUGACAAAAACACUUGUUUUUUUUUGUUUUAUAACUUAUUUUUUAGUCGAUGGUUAGUUUUGAGUCCUUUCUGAGAAAGUUAUAAAAAAUACCUGUCUUUGUAAACUUAAGUUUAAUUGUAAGGACUCAACCCACACUUUACUUAAUAUCUUAACAUAUAAUCAAAAUAUAUUACUAUAUUGAUGAACAAUUAAAUAACACAUAAUACCUUCUUGAUAAUAACGAGA
Colias croceus (clouded yellow) is the source of this 1443-nucleotide messenger RNA. RefSeq lists its product as uncharacterized. The transcript has 5 exons. NCBI's taxonomy places the organism in Eukaryota, Metazoa, Arthropoda, Insecta, Lepidoptera, Pieridae. Bases 66 to 494 code for a protein of 142 amino acids. The record is from RefSeq and is a predicted model, not a curated record.